AUGUUUUGGAAACAACAAAGCAGCGCGUAGAGUUGCGUCCAAACAAACAAUAUUUAGACUAAGAAUAAUUCAAAUUAUAAUAGCAAGCUAGCAAAUGGAUUUCAUCCAAUACCUUAAGAAUUAAUUGAACAAACCAAUAUUACCACACAUAAGCACAGCAACAUAUAAUAAAUUGUAAAUACAAACACAAGUCCUCUGAAGAGUGGUAAUUCCACAUAAGUAUCAGUAGAAUCUGAUGAUUAUCUUGAUUCGCGAACAUUACCACCAAAUUUUGAAAAAAACAUUAGAGAAUUAGAAGUUAUUAUUGAGGAGACUCCUGAAAUUGAAUUAGAUAAAAUAAAAGAGCUUAUAAUGCUUUACACAUUGGCUGUUGAAUAUUAUGACUCAAAUAAUGAUGAUAAAUUUAUUUACUAUAAAAAUAAAAUUGUUCACCUUCACUAGCAAGCAAAUGUAAUUAAGGCGAUGAAUAAAUAUGUUGCUCCUCGAUAAUAAAAUCCAUAAAUUGUUAAAUCACCAAUAAAAUCUUAGAUUUAUGAGAAGUAAAAAAGCGAAAAUUACGCAUCUGAAUCAUCAUCAUCCUAAAUUCAAAACAUAAGAUUUGAAAGCGAAGAAAGUCAGAUGUAAAUUACUGCAAAAGAAAAGGAAAAAAAAUAAAUAGAAACGAAGGAGAAAAUGAAGGGAUUUGAAGAAAAAGCAGUAGUAGGAAUUACUGAUGCUAUUGUGACAAAAUUAAUCGAUAUUUAAGAUGAAAAUGUUAUUGAAUAAGAAAUAAUUAUAGAAAAAGAUCUUAAGAAACAAACGAACAACAUCUUAAAACGUCUUAAUAAAAGAAUCAAAAUCAAAGAAAAAUGUUCCACUCCUCCAUCAGGAUCUUCUAAGAAAUUUCACUUAAAUUUGGAUGUGUGCAAAACAGAAUGCUCUAACUUUGAUGCAGGAGUAGAAUAAUAUAUUUCUAAUGCUCCCCCGAAAUAGGCCUUAACAUCUAGACAGCAUAGAUAAAAACCAAGUAUAAGUGUUAUAGACAGCAUAGUAGCUAACUUUAUUUCAGACAAAAAAAGAAGUCUUAACGAAGAAAAGAACUUUAAAAUAGAUUAAAUUGAAUUUGAGUAUGAAAAAUUGUCCUUUUAACUUGAGAAAAGCAAGACUUAAUUAACUGAAGAAGAAAAAAUGAAAUUGGAGUUAGAAAAAGAAAAUAAAAUUAGAAUGAUAGAAGAAGAAUACAUUCUAAAAGAAAAAUAAGAAAUAGAAAUAAUCCAUUAGAAAUAUUACAAGUAUGACUUAAAUAAAUCAAAAGAGUCUUCCCCUAUUAAAAAUAGUGUAUAAACCACAUAAGAUUAAAAGUCUUAGCCAGAAAUCAACACCAAACAAGCAAUCAAAUUAGUUAGUUCUAAAUGA
Messenger RNA from Tetrahymena thermophila SB210, 1395 nucleotides. RefSeq lists its product as hypothetical. The transcript has 4 exons. NCBI's taxonomy places the organism in Eukaryota, Ciliophora, Oligohymenophorea, Hymenostomatida, Tetrahymenidae. The record is from RefSeq and is a predicted model, not a curated record.